UUCAUUGCUAAGGAAGAAAGGAAAAUGUCUUUGACGAGCUUUUUACCGGCGCCGACCCAACUGUCUCAGGACCAGCUGGAGGCAGAGGAGAGGCUUCGGGCCCAGAAGUCCUACUCCACCGCCCUGGUUUCGUCCCGCAGAGAGCCUCCUCCUUAUGGACACAGACAAGGCUGGGUGCCUCGUACACUUGAGGAUUUCGGAGAUGGAGGAGCUUUCCCAGAGAUCCAUGUUGCCCAGUUUCCUCUGGAGAUGGGCAGGAAGAAGAAGACUUCCAAUGCCCUGGCUGUGCAGGUGGAUGCAGAAGGAAAGAUCAAAUAUGAUGCCAUCGCCAGACAAGGACAGUCCAAGGAUAAGGUGGUCUUCAGUAAGUACACAGACCUUCUUCCAAAGGAGGUUCUGAAUGAAGACACUGCAGAACUACAGAGGCCUGACGAGGAGGCUGUAAAAGAGCUAACCGAGAAGACCCGUGCUGCUCUGGAGAAGCAGGUGUCUCAAAAGAUUGCUGCUGCCAUGCCUGUAAGAGCUGCAGACAAACAAGCUCCUGCACAAUACAUCAGAUACACCCCGUCCCAGCAGGGAGUGGCUUUUAACUCAGGGGCCAAACAGAGGGUGAUCCGCAUGGUGGAAAUGCAGAAAGAUCCAAUGGAACCUCCACGUUUCAAGAUCAACAAGAAGAUUCCUCGAGGACCUCCAUCUCCCCCUGCCCCUGUCAUGCAUUCCCCAAGCAGAAAGAUGACAGUCAAGGAGCAGCAGGAGUGGAAGAUUCCUCCAUGCAUCUCCAACUGGAAAAACGCUAAGGGCUACACCAUUCCUCUUGACAAACGCCUGGCAGCCGAUGGUCGGGGUCUGCAAACAGUUCACAUCAAUGAAAACUUUGCCAAGCUGGCUGAGGCGCUAUACAUUGCUGAUAGAAAGGCCAGAGAGGCAGUGGAGAUGAGAGCCCAGGUAGAGAAGAAGAUGGCCCAGAAGGAGAAGGAAAAGAAGGAGGAGAAACUGAGGGAACUGGCCCAAAUGGCUAGAGACCGCAGGGCAGGGAUCAAAAGUCAUGGAGACAAAGGUGGGGAGGACGGCGAGGCCAGAGAGCGUGACGAGAUCCGCCAUGACAGAAGGAAAGAGAGACAGCACGACAGGAACAUUUCCAGAGCUGCUCCUGAUAAGAGGUCCAAGCUGCAGAGAGACCAGGACAGGGAUAUCAGCGAGCUCAUCGCUCUGGGCGUGCCCAACCCUCGCUCCGCCAGUGAGGCCCAGUAUGACCAGAGACUCUUCAAUCAGAGCAAGGGUAUGGAUAGUGGUUUUGCUGGUGGUGAGGACGACACAUACAACGUGUACGACCAGCCGUUCCGCGGUGGCAGAGACAUGGCUUCAAACAUCUACCGGCCCAGCAAGAAUAUCGACAAGGACGCCUACACAGAUGACUUCGACACACUCAUGCAAAACAACAGGUUUGUUCCAGACAAAGAGUUCUCAGGUGCCGACCACGGGCAGAGGAGGGAAGGGCCAGUCCAGUUUGAGGAGGAUCCCUUCGGUCUGGACAAGUUCUUGGAGGAGGCCAAGCAGCACGGCGGCUCCAAGAGGCCUUCCACCAGCAGCCGCUCAAAGGACGACUACCACGACAAGAAGCGCAGGAAGGAGUGAGAGCGACCGUCCACGUAGGGCAGCUGCUAGCGUGUUAGAGGAUGGGGAGGUAGUCUGCACCCUCUCAGUGGUUGACGGGUGUUUUAACAUCCUCAAGUCUCUAUCAGGAAUGUUGUGGCAGAUUUGUGUUUUCUUUCAGUGUGAGAG
Messenger RNA from Chelmon rostratus (copperband butterflyfish), 1782 nucleotides. RefSeq names its product SNW domain containing 1 (gene snw1). The record is from RefSeq and is a predicted model, not a curated record. The transcript has 14 exons. The coding region runs from base 25 to 1635 and encodes 536 amino acids. Gene Ontology annotation, biological process: mRNA splicing, via spliceosome. Lineage: Eukaryota; Metazoa; Chordata; Actinopteri; Chaetodontiformes; Chaetodontidae. Gene Ontology annotation, cellular component: spliceosomal complex.